Molecule: messenger RNA, 1484 nt
Organism: Betta splendens (Siamese fighting fish)
Lineage: Eukaryota; Metazoa; Chordata; Actinopteri; Anabantiformes; Osphronemidae
Gene: lyar
Product: Ly1 antibody reactive homolog (mouse)
Exons: 8
Coding region: 312-1340 (342 amino acids)
Biological process (GO): rRNA processing; negative regulation of transcription by RNA polymerase II
Cellular component (GO): nucleolus
Molecular function (GO): DNA binding
Source: RefSeq, a predicted model, not a curated record
AUUGCUUAUGCACACGGAAGAGCAAUAGUGUAGCUACACACGUUGGCGCAGUCGCGUGUGUUUUGAAAAGUUCCAAGAACUGGACCGUUGCAAUGGUUGGUUGCAUUUAAACGCGAAUUAUUACUUCUUCGCGCGCAGCACCUACAGUUAGUUAAAGUUUGUCCAUUAAUUGUUUGAUCGCAACUUUAGCCAGUUUGGCUAAUAUUAUCAUUCAUUGGGUAACAUUUGCUCGUGUCAUCCUGGGAACACAAUCCUUUUUGUUUUCUGUGUCGUUACUGGUUUGUUGACGGGUUCAUUGCAGCCCAGCCAAAAUGGUUUUCUUUACCUGCAACGCGUGCGGCGAAUCCCUAAAGAAAGCCCAGGUUGAUAAGCAUGUGAACAUGUGCCGGGGUUGCCAGGUUUUGUCCUGCAUUGACUGCGGAAAAGACUUUUGGGGUAACGACUACAAGAACCACAACAAAUGUAUCAGUGAAGAUCAGAAGUAUGGAGGUAAAGGCUACGAGGCUAAGGCGAACAAAGGAGAUGUGAAACAGCAACAGUGGCUUCAGAGAAUCAAUGAAGCUAUGAGCAAACCUGGAGUUAGCACAAAGCUGAAGGAUGUGCUCAAACAAGUCAGUGCAUAUGAGAAUGUCCCCAGAAAGAAGGCCAAGUUUCAGAACUGGAUGAGAAGCAGUCUUAAAAUCACAAACACCAGUAUUCACGAUGAAGUGUGGGACAUUCUCGCUGCAGCUGACAAAGCCCCAGACACCCCCCAGCAAACUAAAGAAGAUACACAAAUAGUACCUGAAAUCAUAGUAGACACUAAUGGAAGCACGAAGCAGAACGGCCAGCCAGAUGUUAAGAAGUUGAACAAACGUGAGCGUAAAGAGGCCCGUCAGCAGAAGAAUAAGAACAAAGCAAAUGGUCCUGAAAAUACACAUGUUCACGAACCAGAGGAGCCAAAGGCAGGCAAAAGGAAACAAAAGGACAGCAAGAGAAAGCAUGAUGAAAAUGAAGAGCACAAUGGCCACAGUGAUGAAAAUGGGACAUCCAGCAAGAAAACAAAGGUUGAUGACCCAACAGAAGAUGCUGAUUUAAGCAAUUUGGAGGAACCUGAGGAUCAAGCCGUUUCCAAAGGCAAAUUCAACUGGAAAGGGAAUAUCAAAGCAGUCUUGAGAGAGUCACCUGACCAGGAACUGCCAGUAAAGAAACUUAGGAAGAAGGUUUUGGCAGCCUUCUACUCUUUUACUGGAGACGGAAAUUUUAAAACUGAGGAAGAGGUGCUAGCACUUUUCAAUAAGAAGAUUAACAACAAUCCUAAAUUUAGGGUUUUGAAAGACAGAGUUAGGCUAAUAAAGUAGUCCACACUAAUCAUGAAAUGUAUGUUGACCAUAGACUUGAAAAAAAUUAAAAUCUGUUUUUUUGCCAUCUUCCUUUAAUAAUUUCUUUUAUAAUUUUUAUUACAAUUGCCAUAAUUCCGAAAAUUAAAUAAUUUUAUUAUUGAA